This is a messenger RNA of Miniopterus natalensis, 1641 nucleotides long. Lineage: Eukaryota; Metazoa; Chordata; Mammalia; Chiroptera; Miniopteridae. The record is from RefSeq and is a predicted model, not a curated record.
GCGCACUGCUACUGCGGCCACCAGUUCGGCCAGUUCGCGGGGCAGCUGGGCGACGGCGCCGCCAUGUACCUGGGCGAGGUGUGCACGGCGGCCGGCGAGCGCUGGGAGCUGCAGCUCAAGGGCUCCGGCCCCACGCCCUUCUCCAGGUGGGCGCCCCCUCCAGGUGUGCUGCGCUCCAGCAUCCGCGAGUUCCUGUGCAGCGAGGCCAUGUUCCACCUGGGCGUGCCCACCACGCGCGCCGGCGCCUGCGUCACGUCGCAGUCCACGGUCGUGCGCGACGUGUUCUACGACGGCAACCCCAAGCACGAGCCGUGCGCCGUGGUGCUGCGCAUCGCGUCCACCUUCCUCAGGUUCGGGUCCUUUGAGAUCUUUAAGCCUGAGGAUGAGCACACGGGCCGUGCAGGCCCCAGCGUGGGGAGAAAUGACAUCCGAGUACAAAUGCUGGACUAUGUGAUCAGCACCUUCUACCCUGAAAUCCAAGCCUCUCACGCCAGCGACACUGUGCAGAGGAAUGCCGCCUUCUUCCGCGAGGUGACACGUCGCACGGCCCGGAUGGUGGCUGAGUGGCAGUGUGUCGGCUUCUGCCACGGCGUGCUCAACACGGACAACAUGAGCAUUGUGGGGCUCACCAUCGACUACGGGCCCUUUGGCUUCCUGGACAGGUACGACCCCGACCACGUGUGCAAUGCCUCUGACAACGCCGGGCGCUACUCGUUCAGCAAGCAGCCUGAGGUAUGCAAGUGGAACCUGCAGAAGCUGGCCGAGGCCCUGGUGCCCGAGCUGCCCCUCGAGCUGGGCGAGGCCAUCCUGGCCGAGGAGUACGACGCCGAGUUCCACAGGCACUACCUGCACAAGAUGCGCAGGAAGCUGGGGCUUGUGCAGGCCGAGCGGGAGGGCGACGCAGCACUGGUAGCCAAGCUCCUAGAGACCAUGCAGCUGACCGGUGCCGACUUCACAAACACCUUCUACCUGCUGAGCUCCUUCCCAGUGGAGCCGGAGUCUCCAGGCCUGGCCGAGUUCCUGACCGCACUGACUGAACAGUGUGCCUCCCUGGAGGAGCUGAGGCUUGCCUUCCGACCCCAGAUGGAUCCCCGGCAGCUCUCCAUGAUGCUGGUGCUGGCACAGUCAAACCCACAGCUCUUCGCACUCAUUGGCACCCGGGCGAGCAUCACAAAGGAGCUGGAGCGCGUGGAGCAGCAGUCGCGGCUGGAGCAGCUGAGCCCGGCCGAGCUGCUAAGCAGGAACAGGGGUCACUGGACAGACUGGCUCCAGGAGUACAGGACCAGGCUGGAGGAGGACAGGAAGGGUGCCGCUGACGACAGCGCCUGGCAGGCUGAGCGCACACGGGUCAUGCAGGCCAACAACCCUAAAUAUGUCCUGCGGAACUACAUCGCACAGAACGCCAUUGAGGCUGCUGAGAAUGGAGACUUCUCAGAGGUGCAGCGCGUGCUGAAGCUGCUGGAGGCUCCAUACCACAGGGAAGGGGAGGCCACCGAGGUCCCGGAGGCCACUGAGCCUGAGGGGGCCAGCAGGGCAGCAGACAGGCGACACUCCUACAGCAGCAAGCCCCCGCUCUGGGCAGCGGAACUGUGUGUGACGUGAUCCUCGUAACCGCCUUGGAGGCUUCCACACUGGGAGGCC